Molecule: messenger RNA, 2451 nt
Organism: Thamnophis elegans (Western terrestrial garter snake)
Lineage: Eukaryota; Metazoa; Chordata; Lepidosauria; Squamata; Natricidae
Product: MARVEL domain-containing protein 2-like
Exons: 6
Coding region: 290-1939 (549 amino acids)
Biological process (GO): bicellular tight junction assembly
Cellular component (GO): cytoplasmic vesicle; bicellular tight junction; apical plasma membrane
Source: RefSeq, a predicted model, not a curated record
CUCCCCCCCCCACACCCGCCCAAGGGAGGAGGAAAUUGCAGGCUUCCUCACUGGCCUUUGAAGGGGCCCUGAUCUCACCACCCUCUUCCUCUUCCUCUUCCUCCCUCUCUGGAGUGGGGACUGCAAGCAGGCGGAAGAGGAGAUCUCCCUGCUGGUGUCCCCCGUUCUCCUUCCGGACCUUUUCCAAACCAGCUGCUCCUUCCCUGAAGACAAGACUCCGCCAGGCCCUGGGGGAGGAGGGGAGGGGGGAGAGAGAGACCCCUCCCCGCCAGAUGCCUCCAGGGAUCAGAUGCUGCUGCGUGGACCCACCAUGGAGAAGCCCCUUCCAGCUGGGGCAGAGAGGCAGCCUCUGGUGGGCCUGGGGGCAGACCCCCGCCUCCCCUCCAGCCCUCUCCCUCCGGGGGCACCAAGGAUGCCGAGCUCUGUCUGGAGCUCUCGGUCCCACUCUCCAGCCGCUUCCCCCCCUGGUCCCCCCCACCGGCCAGCCUUCCCUGGUGGACCUCGGGCCCCAGAAGUUCCCCCUCUGGAGCCCACCCAACGCCCCUUUCUUCUGUCCUGGAAGAAGGCUUUUGGGAGGGCCCCCCGAGAAGACCCCCCUCCCUUGGCCCCUUCCUCAGCCUUCCCAAACUCCUCACCCGGGAACCCAGGUCUGGAGGGUCCCGAGAGACCCUGCUUGGCUGGGGAAGAUGGUUCCACCGGUAGCGAGAGGAAGGAUGGGGAAGAUGGUGAGGAAGCCCCCUCAGAUGCCACCACCUCUUCCACGUCUGGGAAGCCCACGAGAGCCAUGAGCCACGGAGGGGCCUCCCCGGCUGCCCCGGGGUACGAGGAGAAGCUGGAGGCCUACGACCGCAAGUACGGCUACCUGAAGUCCUGGCCCGGCCUCCUGAGGCUCCUCGGGGGGCUGGAGCUCAUCCUGGGGGGAAUGGCCUUUGCCUGCACCGCGGCCUACAUCCAGAAGGACUACCAGUGGUCCCAACUGUACGGCAACAGCUUCACCGGAACGGACUACGGCUCCUACGUGCCCAUGACCCCCUUUGUGCUGGUGGUGGCCAGCCUGGCCUGGCUGCUGACGGUCAUCCUGCUGGCCCUGGGGGUGACCAUGCACUACCGGGCCAUCCUGCUCAACUCCCACUGGUGGCCCCUGGCUGAGUUUGCCCUCAACCUCUCCAUGUUCCUGCUCUACCUGGCGGCCGCCAUCGCCUACGUCCAGGACGUCAACCGGGGUGGGCUCUGCUACUCGGCCUUCGCCUACGGCCCCCUCCUCACGGCUCUGUGCCGGGUGGAAGGGGGUCAGGUGGCCGCCCUGACCUUCCUCUUCCUCGCCCCCUUCCUGUACCUGACGGGCUCCCUCGUCUGUCUCAAGAUGUGGCGGCACGAAGCGGCCCGUAGGACGCUGAUCCCGCUGAAGCCGCUUCUGCUGCCAGAGGCUUCUCCCCAGCGCCCCAGGGUCCCUCCGGGCAAGGGACGUCCAGCUGCCCGGGGCUCCCGGCACGUCCUGUUCUCCGAGGAGGAAGGAGGCCCAGAAGUGCUCAAGAGCCCCAUCCCGGUGGGCCAUCAUCACCCCAGGCCCCUCCUCCUCCCCGAUUACGUCGUGAGGUACCCGGCCAUCGGGAGCCCCGUCGAGCGCGAGAAGUACGCGGCCAUCUUCAAGGAUCAGUAUGCGGAGUACCAGGCCCUCCUGCGCCAAAUCCAGGCCACGAGGCAGAGGUUUCGGGAGCUGGACGCCCUGAUGCCCAAACUGCCAGCCCAUCCGCUGAGCAAAGAGGAGCAGAGCCGUGUCUCGGCUGUCUGGAGGGCCUACAGGGGCAAGAAGAAGGACCCCUCCUUCCUGGAGAAGAAGGAGCGCUGUGACUAUCUCAAGAGGAAGCUCUCCCACCUCAAGGCUCAGAUCCAGGCCUUUGACAAGGCGGAGCAGAGUGAGGCGUCUGUGGCCCUUUGACAAGGGGCCCGAAGGCCAGCCUGGCUGUGGAGCAUGGGCUUCGGACACCGGAUGGCAGACCCAGCAGCCCUUCAGGAAAGCCUCUCAGGAUGGGAAGGGGGGGGGAGGAAGAGGGCGAGGAAGAGGAGGAGAACCAGCAGCCGGGGGGGGGGGGCUCCUUUACAGGGGUAUCUGUACCUCUCUAUGGGACUGAGACCCCCCUGGUGGGGUGGGAUCAAGCUGGUUGUGGGCUACUUCGUCCGUCUGUCCUGGGGCUCCUUUCCCAGGUUGAAAGUGGCCCUUUGGGGGACUUCAUGCCUUCACCCCCCCCAAUGUGCUUGUUCUGCCCCCAACAGAAAAAGGGGGGCAGAUGGGGGCUCUUCCCCUGAGCCUCUCGGGGCAGAGAACCGGCCCAGAUUCCACCCUGUGCUGUGCCUGGCAGCCGUUUUUGAGAAUAAAUUGUGGGUUGAAGAGACAAAAUGACUUUCUGGGCGAUUUCAUCUUUGCUCAAAGGGCCCCCAGAAGAGAGAUGG